AUGCACCUUGGAGCUUGGAUUUGUUUCUCAGUGCUGGCCGUCGUGAAGGCCCAGCAGCCCGGCGAUGAUGGCUUCGACGAGCUCGCCUUUGGCAUCGUCAUGGCCAUUUUGGUGGAUGUCCUCCUUCUCGUGGCCUGCAUCUGGCACCUCUAUACCAGACGGGAGGAUGCCCCGGUCUAUGGAAAGCCCGCGGUGCCAGAAGGCCGGGACCCCAAGGAGUUUGCCAUCGCCGAGCUCCAGGCCGCCUUCGAUGCCAGGAACGUUCUUGCCACACAGCAGAAGGUCUUCGAGCAGUGGCUGCAACCCAUAUGGAGCUGGAUCAACAUCACUCGGGCCUUGCAGCAGGCCAUGGAAGAUGGGGAAGUCCCGAAUUGGUCACCGCGGUCGUGGAAGUGUUACGACGAGGCCAACUUGAAGAGCGACCUGGGCCUCUUGGGCCGCAUGGCAUCUUGCCCUUUCAGGAUUCUCACGACCUCCAGCUUCGAAGGCAAGCCCUCCUACAUGGACAGGGGCACAGGUGCAGCAACCAACCUGGGCAUGUGGAGGCCCAAGAGAGGGAGCGAGGGCCUCUACUAUCUCGGUGACUAUUGCCAGCAGAGCCAUGCCGGGGACAUGCACCUGACGGCCAUGCUCUUGCAACACAUGCCGGGACACGAGGAUUCCUUGAAAGCCCCGGUCGCCAUGACCUUCAACUGGAAUGACAGACACACCCGUGGUGACCAUGAUGGCGGCUUGUUCACGCCGGGUUGCGCAGAGGGCUACCGCCCGGUGGGGAGCGUCGGUGAGCAGGAUCUGCCUGAUAGUCGGGCAGGGCCUGACAACCCUCCACCACCCAGCCGAUUCAAUGGCCUGGAAGAGGUGCAUCUCACCAAGGCCGACUGGAUGUGGACGGACCAUAACAGUGGUGGGCAUUAUGAUGGUGCCGUCUUUGUAGGCCCUGUCUACAUGACGGCAAGUGGUGUCUUGGUCUACGGCCCUUGCCACGCUGCCCGGGGCCACCCAUUUCAUUACACGGUGUAUCGUCUCAACGAGUCCCUAGUUAGGUGGUGCACGGGCAUGCCGGCAGCGUGA
Messenger RNA from Symbiodinium sp. CCMP2456, 1071 nucleotides. The record is from the annotation of a GenBank genome assembly. NCBI's taxonomy places the organism in Eukaryota, Dinophyceae, Suessiales, Symbiodiniaceae.